Molecule: messenger RNA, 681 nt
Organism: Necator americanus (New World hookworm)
Lineage: Eukaryota; Metazoa; Nematoda; Chromadorea; Rhabditida; Ancylostomatidae
Exons: 7
Coding region: 1-681 (226 amino acids)
Molecular function (GO): protein binding
Source: RefSeq, a predicted model, not a curated record
AUGGAUGAACGUGCUAAUUCGCAAGAUCCAGACCUAGAAAGUUCUGGUUUUACAUCGGAACGUCAACGAAAUAUUGUAGUUAGACCUGGCUUUGCCUAUUAUAUGGUGAUUUUGAGAGUGACCCGUGGCUUACGAUUUGGUCUUGGAAUAAAGCAUUAUCGUAAUAUGGUUAUUGUGAGCAAAGUUGAAAAAGGAACACUUUCUGCUGAUGCCAUGAAAGUUGGAGACCACAUAAUUGACGUGAAUGGAAUACCUGUGACCGAUAAAAAUGUGGCGAAGUCACUCAUAAUAAGAUCACUACAGACAGAUGGCACUGUCAAUAUGAUCGUAGAACGCGCCGUGGAUCCUGCAGCUCUCGCCCUUGUAGAGGGCUACCUCACAGCAUCACAGCUACAACCUCCAUCUAUCACUAUGGCGUCAGAUGUGAAAUCAAUUGUGCAGAGAUACUUUGAAAAGUUGAAGAUGGGACAUGGAAAAAUGAAACCGGUUCCGGUGCUACGACCGCCUGACGCUCCACAACGUGACUAUGGAAGAGUUCAGUUCGAAGAAGGAGCCCAACACAAAUCAAUUCAGAUUGGUAUGGACAACUUGAACAGAGCCCAUCUCCUAAAGAAAGUUCCUUCAAAGCCAGGUCCACAAUCUCGUGAAUCAGAAUCUCGUGAAUCAGAAUCUCGCGAAUAG